AUGCGUGAUACAGCAGAUACUGUGGUACUUAGUCAAUUCUUGAGGUAUCUAUGAUGUACUUAUAUGGUUGGAUGCGCUCCGAAUAUGUUGUGAUAGAGUUCUCAAGAAAGCCCUUGUACGAAAAUGAUAAUGCAGCUUGAUCAUGAAGACAUCGUUGGAGUGCUGCCUAAAGAAAUUCGUACGUCAGAAGUGCAGUGCGAUUCAGAAGUGCUCUGUUAGUUAGUGAGUGCUCUGCCUGUUAGUUUGCUGUGCACGCGCUGUCACGAGUCAGUGUGUCAUAAGUCAGUGUCCUGAGACCACUGACACAAGUGUUCUCAGGACACUGACUUAUGACUGUCAUUCGUGUGUUCGCUCGUUCUUACAAAUCUUACAACUCGUGAAAAGUACAAAGUCGCGAUGUUGUACAAACUGACACUCGUCGUUCGAUAUAUCGGUCUUCUAAAAACUACACGGUCAGAUGAAAUAUCCUAGUAUGCCUCGUUUUUUGUGCUUGAAGAACAUAGAAUCAAUAGGUGUCAUAAGUCAGUGUCCUGAGACCACUGACACAAGGUUAUUCGUGUGUUCAAUCGUUCGGAUCGAGACCAAUCAAUAGGAUAUUAUGAGAACAAUUCUCGACUCGUUUUUAUUAGAGGACAAUCGCCGACACGACUCUUUGACCACGGUGUUUUUCUUUGGUAAGUGUACAAUUAUUUUUCAACGCAAGACUCAUCAAAUUCAUCAUCCCUUCCCAAAAAACAAAAUAGCUGGUUUUGGCAAAUUCAAUAUCUUCCGCGCUUAAUAACUACUCUUACAAUUUACAAAGUGACAAAAGUGAACGCUUUUACAUCAUCUUCUUGCACAAACAUCUGCAUACCACCAUCUUACAAGAAUUAUUCAACGAGUAUUUAAAUAUAGUUUCUCAACAAGAAUCUUCCACCUCCUAAUCUUCUUCACUUAUACUUAUUCACUUACUUCUUCUUAUUAGGACUGAACAGCAGAAAAAAUGUUGGUCAAGAAGGAUAUGGCCCCUGACUUCCCUAUGGUGGAAACGGCAAUGUCCCGCGAUACCAGUCUGAAGGAACUCACCAGUCAAUACGACGUCGUCAUCUUGGAUUUCUACACGACUUGGUGCGCCAAAUGUCCGGACGCGGCAAAGGAAAUGCAGAAAUUGGCGAAUGAUUCUUCUAUUAUGACGAGUCGUGAUUGUCGUUGUUAUCAAUUUCAAUCAGGGAAGUCGUAGGACAAUUCCGAACCGACUAACAUCAUCAUCAAUUUCAAUUGAUUACAUUCAGGAUCAUUAUAUUUUCUCUCGCUGGAGGUUCGGAGAUCGUUCGUAGUUCCUGUAUUUGUAAUACAUCCAUAAAUAUAUUGUCAUUGUUGGUUCAUCUCCAUGUACAUGUUAGUGUUGCAUCUCUCUCAAACUUCCACCACGAUGCCUGUUUCAUCUUUACUUGUUUUGUAACAGGAAACCCCUACUUUUUCUAAUUCCACUUUUUCCGGAUCCGUCAAAAGCGCUGCAUUCGUCCUCGUUAACCUAGAGAACGACUUGGAGGGAGCAGCGGAGUUCUGCGAAAAGCAUCAGAUCGAAGCGACCAGCGACAUAAGUAGUGUUACGGCUACGGAUAUGUCCAUCAAGGAAGACACUUGUCUUAUUAUCUAUUCGAACCUAGUGUAGUUCUCACUACACAUUGCUUGGUGCUCCUCCUCAUUUCUUGUACGUAUUUCUAACAUCACCAAAGGCAGCAAGGUGAUCUCUGUUGUGAUCGAUGAUGAUUUGCUUCCAUCGGAAUACGGCGUACAAGGAAUCCCGCACAAAACUGUGAUCAAAAACGGUUUCGUUGUGGCCAACGGGUCAGACGUCGAAUUGGCCAAGGCUUGUGCGGAGGCCGGUGAUGCUGUUACGGACAGUAGUCUUGUAUUCUUGUAUUUGUAAGUUUUUCUUUGUUGGAUGUAUUUAUGUUUGGGGCAAUUUGUUAAACAAAUUGCAACGUAUACCAGCUGCAAUUUUGAAAGUUCCGACCCACUUUUUUUUGAUUCUCUCACUCUCUAAUCUCCGUUCCGACACGGCUAGUACUUGCGACCUUGGAUCUGAGGAGGAAGCGGUGGAUAAAAAAGAGGAGGGCGCAUUGUUCAAGUUCGAAGAUCGAAAGCGCGCUUUGGCAGUGUCGGACGACAUCAAGAGGAAGGAAGGCGAUGAAGUUUUGUUGGCCGAAAACACACAGAGAUGGGUCAUGUUCCCAAUCAAAUACCCAGAAAUUUGGGAAAUGUACUUACUACUUCUUAUAGUAUGAGAAGAUCAUAUGACAAAUAUUUUUGUAAGGUUAAUGGUGCACUUGUUCUUGCUGUUCAGAACUAAGCUACAUUCCAUUCCAAGUAAGAGCCAAUUUCUCUGAUUUGAUUCAUCCUUAUUCUUCAUCUCUCCACCUUUAUGAUUCACCUCACUGCUAUGUUGAGAGACUCCCACCAGGUACAAGCAGCAUGAGGCUUCCUUUUGGACCGCAGAGGAGAUCGAUUUGUCACAAGACAUGACUGAUUGGGACAAGCUCAGUGCGAACGAACAGCACUUCUUGAAGCACAUCUUGGCCUUCUUCGCUGGAUCUGAUGGAAUUGUCCUUGAGAACUUGAACCUGAAUUUCGCAUCAGAGGUGCAACUGCCAGAGGCACGCGCGUUCUACGGAUUUCAAGCGGCCAUGGAAAACAUCCACAGCGAAACCUACUCGCUCUUGAUCGAUCAAUACUGCCGUAUUACUUAUAAUUUCCAGAUUUCUUCUUAGACUUUGAUUUUAUUUCAGAGAUAGUAGUUGCAGUACAACUUGUUGCUACUUGUCUGAAUCACAUCCUGUGGUGUGUGUCAAUGGACUGUUGGCAACCUUGAAUUUCGAACUGUCAGUCUGCACAACUGCCUUAAAAUGUCUACACAAUCUCAUCAACGUGUCCUCAGGUAAUGACGAAGCAGAGAAGACGAAGCUGUUCAAUGCUAUCACAACAAUUCCGGUGAUUGAGAAGAAGGCGAAGUGGGCCUCUAGUUGGAUGGAUGGCAAAUUGUGCUUCGGCAUGCGCUUAGUCGCCUUCGCAUGCGUAGAGGGCAUCUUGUUCUCCGGUUCAUUCUUAUGGAGGUCGUGCUAGAGGUUCUUUUGCAUAGAAUGAUCUUUUGCAUAGAAUGAUUUAGUAGAAGUGCUAGAGGUUCUCUCGCAUAAAGUAGUAGUAAGAAAUACUACUACUCUUAGUACAUAAUCUGGGACACUACAACUUAUAACUAUGACACAACUUCUUAAAACUAUUACUCUCCUCCUUCAUCUGUAGCCAGCUUAUCAGUCACAGCAUCCUUUUCUCAUGUUCACAUAUGCGCAGCACUCUAAUAUAGUUGAGAUGAAUCCCAAGGAUUCUUGCACACUGACUCUAAUAUUCUGCGCCAUCUACUGGUUGAAGAAGCGUGGCAUGAUGCCAGGUUUGACGUUCUCAAACGAGCUGAUCGCGCGUGACGAAGGUCUGCAUGCGGACUUCGCGUGCCUGUUGUACAACAUGCUCGAAAACCGCUUGCCAGAGGACGUUGUGCACGAGAUUGUCCGAGGCGCAGUCAGCGUAGAACGGGAGUUCAUCUGUGACGCACUCAGUUGUGACUUGAUCGGCAUGAACAAGAAGCUGAUGGGCCAGUACAUCGAGUUCGUCGCAGAUCGACUGCUUCAGGCGCUGCAAUACACAAAGAUCUUCAACUUAUGAAGAGACAACACAGAUUUUUUUAUUCGUCCGAAACUUUUUUUACUGAGCAUAUCUCAAUAAGUACGUCCAUGCUGAAAUAAAGUACCAUUCUCUACUAGUGCCAGACGUUUUUGCAACUACUCUCCGUCUCUAGGAAUCCAUGCUGUAUAACUGCACACUAUAGUACUCACCGAUUGCGGCCCUUCUCUAAUCCUCGUGAAGAACCCGUUCGACUGGAUGGAGCUUAUCUCGCUUCAGGGCAAGACCAACUUCUUCGAGAAGCGCGUCGGAGACUACCAGAAGGCUGGCGUCAUGAAGGCCGCGGAGACCACAGCAGAGGGUGGCGCAGGUGGUGAGGCACACGCCUUCUCAAUGGAUGAGGACUUCUAGGGAUGAAGAUUUCUACGGAUGAAACAUUGGUGAUUUCGGAAAAAGAGGUGUACUAGAUUACUAGAGUAUUAGAAUGCAUCUAGAGGUAAUCUAAUCGAUGAACUGAAGAACUUGGGAUAUUGUAUUCACGACAUCAGAUCGAUGAAUACUAUUUAUUUCGCUAUUUUGAACUAGAGUACGAUCAGGAUCACCGUUAUUUAUAGGGGUUUCCGACAUCCGAAUGUGAAGUUGGUUGUGGCAAGAACUUUUCGUUCUCUGCUUGCAUCGUAUAUCCGCGACGUACCAUUUUCCUGAACUGACAUCAUUAUCAAUACAACUAAACGCUUAGCAUCAACGAAGAUCAACCAUUAUGGUUAAUAUUUUUCAGUCUCAACUACGAAUCAACAGAAUAGUAACAAACUUAUUUGCCAAUUUCCAACAAUUAUUUAUGAUGAACUAGAAGGUCUUACUAUCAUCUGACGAAUGCCGCGAAUUCCAGCAAUGAAUUUAUGAAGAACUAGAAGAACGCUUAUACGAACAAGAUUCUUAUCGAUAUCAUUGUGAGUCCAAGUGUUGUAGUUUGCAUUCUGCAAGAGCAAGCUGCAAUAGUUCUUUCUGUCUCGUCGUGACUGGUUUUUCUAUUCGUGAUGCAUCAAAUCAUUAUGGAGCAAGCUUGUAGAAGCGUAUUUUCGCUGACACCUUGCGGGUCCGGUAGCUAGUAAGGUACGAAGUCAGCAAAUACGAAGAAGAGUUCGUUGCGUUAGAUCUAUAUCUGAUAGAAUUUUGUAGUUAUUGUAAAGAUGUUUAGGAGAUUUCGAUCUACAGUUAGCUUCUAAAAAGUCGGUGAUCAGGGGAGUGCUUCAAAAACACUAUGUCCUUGUGAUUCGCUUUUAUUUUUCACCUAGCAAUGUGCACCUUAUUCUUCUACUGCCUGAUGAAGGCAGAUUUAACAACAUGCCCAUUUAACAUUGACCUAAAACUAUUGUACUCGUAGUUAGUACGAAAAAGCUGGAACUUAUCAAUGAUCCACCAAUUAUCGUGUGAGGACUGCUGUACACCACUAACCCCUAAUGUUGCACACCUCUCAUGACGCUGCACAUGACUAGUAACCCGCGACUUUCUUCCAUACGAACUAGUACGUCUACCCUAUAGUUUCUCACACGCCGAACUGCGCAUCCAUUGCUGUUAUUGUUGUUGUACAAGACGGUCUUGUAGUUAAAACAACCCCCUGUAUUACUUAAAUGGUUACGCAUGCAUCGAUCCAUAAAAUAUUCGAAGCAGAAGGUGGCUGAGCAAUUCAAGUUGUCGCCGAUGCUUCAUUAUGACUUGCAACAUUUACAUUCUCUUUGGUGUUGCUGUAGUGCGUCAAACGAUUUGUACAUCACGGCACCUAGUUACCGGUACUAAUUCGUGUAGAGGCACGAAAAGUACCACGCAAAAUGGCAAUCAUGAUUUAAAUUGUGUACAGUAGCGGGACUCUGAUUAGCCACCAACAUGAUUCAAAUGAUUGUCGAGUAAAUUUUACUCGGCGCGAAAUGUAGCUGUGUCAAACGAUCUAUUUAGUCAGGUUGAUACAACAGUACCUAGGGUGAGGACGUAGCGGAGUGCGCCCGCAAUAUUAACUAGGUGGUAUGAAGGUUUUCCUUCUUUCUAGCUACACAAAGAAGAAGUAUAACGUAGUCUAAUUCGAUGUUCAACGUAAUAUCAAUCUGACUCAACGUAAAAGCCACAUGUUGCAACUGCGUUCAUCCGCCCGUUUCCACUCUUAAGCUGAAACUAGGGACCCGAGUUUCGUUACCCUGCACCAACAUCAUGACUGCAACAUCCAACCUCGUUGGUGUUGUACGAUAAUAAAUAAGAUACAACAGAAUCCUCGUCCAACCAAGAAGUCAAAGUCCUGCUUACAUUGAGGCAAAUGACGUAAUCACUAGGGGAGGGGGGGGGAAUGACUAUAUGAGGGAAAAUGGAAGUACUUAAUUCAAUCCUGACGAGGAGUUCAUAAUUUCAUCAAAUACAAGCGACUACUCGGGAAGGUGUCGAUUGUCGGGAAGACGCAAGAGGCAACGCUGACAUUGUUUGAUUUGAUUCCUCCAAAGACUGGACAUCAUCCAUAAAGAAUGAGGACAGAGCUUAAAUUUUCCGAAGAGUUGCAUCCAACGAACUAAAAAGGAAAGAAGUGCAUCUAGUUGUACUUGAAGAACUCUAUUGACGAGAAUUCACUACCUAUAUGCAUGCUGUAAUCGAUGAAGAAGUAGAUGCCACGACUGUUAGUGGUGUGGUUGUUGUACUCGUACGGGAUGAUGGGG
Molecule: messenger RNA, 6353 nt
Organism: Amoebophrya sp. A25
Lineage: Eukaryota; Dinophyceae; Syndiniales; Amoebophryaceae
Source: the annotation of a GenBank genome assembly